AUGGGUAAUAAAGGUGUUAUCUCUUUUCCUUGUUCACAGUGGGACGCCAUUACAGAGAUGGAUGAGUACAAUCGACCUAUUCAUACUUACCAAGUGUGUAAUGUAAUGGAAGCAAACCAAAACAACUGGCUACGUUCAAAUUGGAUCUCCCGUGAUGCAGCACAAAAAGUGUUUGUUGAAAUGAAGUUCACCCUCAGAGACUGUAACAGCAUUCCAUGGGUAGUGGGAACCUGCAAAGAGACUUUUAAUCUUUACUACAUGGAAUCGGAUGAUGCUCUUUAUGUGAAAUUCAAGCCAUCACAAUAUAAUAAAAUUGAUACCAUUGCUGCUGAUGAGAGUUUUACACAAAUGGAUUUGGGAGACAGAAUUUUAAAGCUCAAUACAGAAGUUCGUGAGGUGGGUCCAGUAACAAGGAAAGGUUUUUACCUGGCUUUUCAGGAUAUUGGGGCAUGCAUUGCUUUAGUAUCUGUCAGAGUCUACUAUAAAAAAUGUCCUUAUAUGGUUCGGAAUUUGGCAAUGUUUCCAGAUACUAUUCCAAGAGUUGAUUCAUCUUCACUAGUGGAGGUACGAGGUUCUUGUAUAAAAUACGCAGAGGAAAGAGACACUCCAAAAUUGUAUUGCGGAGCUGAUGGAGACUGGCUUGUACCACUUGGGCGUUGUGUCUGCAGUGUUGGGUAUGAGGAAAUAGAUGGAUCAUGCCAUGCAUGCAGACCUGGAUUCUACAAGGCUUUUGCUGGGAACAUCAAAUGUUCUAAAUGCCCUCCACACAGUUUCACCUAUGUUGAGGCAACAACUGUUUGUCAAUGUGAGAAAGGUUACUUUCGAGCAGAGAAAGAUCCAGCUGCUAUGGCAUGCACAAAACCACCUUCAGUUCCCAGGAAUGUAAACUUUAACAUGAAUGAAACAGCACUUUACUUGGAGUGGAAUCCUCCGUUUGAUAAUGGAGGCCGAAAAGACAUAACUUAUAACGUGAUCUGCAAAAAGUGCGGUUCUGAUCCCAACCAGUGUGAACUAUGUGGGGGUCUUCGCUUUGUACCCAGAAACUCUGGCCUGAUUAAUUCCUCUGUCAUCGUUCUUGACUUCCUUUCUCAUGUCAACUACACAUUUGAAAUUGAAGCAACCAAUGGAGUUUCCGAACUUAGCUUCUCCCCUAAGCAAGCAGCUGCUAUCAUGGUGGCAACUGAUCAAGAAGCUCCGUCCUUAAUUAACAUGGUGAGAAAAGACUGGGCAUCUCAAAACAGCAUAGCACUUUCAUGGCAAGAACCAGACUAUCCUAAUGGGGUCAUUUUGGACUACGAGAUCAAGUAUUAUGAGAAAGAACAUGAACAGCUCAGCUAUUCAUCUACAAGAUCGAAAGCUCCAAGUGUAAUAAUCACAGGCCUGAAGCCAUCCACAAAGUAUAUAUUUCACAUUCGUGUCAGGACUGCUGCAGGAUACAGUGGUUAUAGUCAUAAGUUUGAAUUUGAAACUGGAGAUGAAACUUCUGAUCUGGCUGCAGAACAAGGGCAAAUUCUGGUAAUAGCAACAGCCGCAGUGGGAGGAUUCACACUUCUGGUUAUACUCACACUCUUUUUCCUGAUCACUGGGAGGUGCCAGUGGUACAUAAAGGCCAAAAUGAAAUCUGAAGAAAAAAGACGUGCUACCUUACAGAAUGGGCAAAUAAGGUUUCCAGGAGUAAAAACCUACAUUGACCCAGACACAUAUGAAGAUCCCUCUUUAGCUGUCCAUGAGUUUGCAAAAGAGAUAGAUCCCUCCAGGAUCCGCAUUGAAAGAGUAAUUGGAGCAGGGGAAUUUGGAGAAGUUUGCAGUGGAAGAUUGAAGACUCCUACAAAGAAAGAAAUCCCAGUUGCCAUUAAAACUUUAAAAGGCGGUUAUAUGGACAGACAACGGAGAGAUUUUUUGAGAGAAGCAAGUAUCAUGGGACAGUUUGAUCAUCCAAAUAUUAUUCGUCUGGAGGGUGUUGUUACAAAAAGUCGGCCAGUAAUGAUUGUGGUAGAAUAUAUGGAAAAUGGAUCCCUCGACUCAUUCUUGCGGAAACAUGACGGUCAUUUUACAGUCAUACAGCUGGUGGGCAUGUUACGUGGCAUUGCGUCUGGGAUGAUGUAUCUCUCUGACAUGGGCUAUGUACAUCGUGACCUUGCUGCCAGGAACAUUUUGGUUAAUGGUAACCUUGUGUGCAAAGUGUCGGACUUUGGACUUUCUCGAGUGCUGGAAGAUGAUCCUGAAGCUGCCUAUACAACUACGGGUGGAAAAAUCCCUAUCAGGUGGACAGCCCCAGAAGCAAUAGCGUAUCGUAAAUUUUCUUCUGCAAGCGAUGCAUGGAGUUACGGCAUUGUUAUGUGGGAAGUGAUGUCUUAUGGGGAGAGGCCCUACUGGGAGAUGUCAAAUCAGGAUGUGAUUCUAUCCAUUGAAGAAGGUUACAGACUACCUGCACCUAUGGGUUGUCCAGUGUCAUUACACCAACUAAUGUUACACUGCUGGCAAAAAGAAAGGAAUCUACGGCCCAAGUUUUCAGACAUUGUCAACUUCCUGGAUAAGCUCAUCCGCAACCCAAGCACUCUUCACAUACUAGUGGAAGACAUCUUGGGAAUGCCAGAAUCACCGGGUGAAGUUCCAGAAUAUCACUUUUUUGUAACAGUCAGCGAGUGGCUGGAAUCCAUUAAGAUGGGACAGUAUGCCAAUCAUUUCAUGGCUUCUGGUUUCACAACUUUAGAUGUGGUUUCUAGAAUGAGCAUUGAUGACGUCAGAAGAACUGGUGUUACACUCAUUGGACAUCAGAGACGAAUAGUGAGCAGUAUACAGACUUUACGAUUACAGAUUAUGCAUAUACAGGACAAAGGAUUCCAUGUAUGAAAGUAGUAGGAGCAACUGUUUUGUGCCUCAGCAUUUCUCUAACCGGAGAUAUUCUUAUUCCUCAUUUUGGACUCUUCCAGACCAUAUAUGGACUCUUGGGUAGAGAGUGAGAACUCCACAUUAAAGCUUCCAUAUUGGAGUUUUUGAAAAGUAUACAUAGAUAUGUCUUCAAGAUACUUAAAAAAAUCCUGGGCCCUUAAGCAAGACUGCUGCUUCACACUGAUGGAUGGUUACGCAUGGAUGUGCAACUACAUACGACAACUGCCGCAAACAGAAAACAUUAUGGCCAAGUCUAGCUUUUUUUCUUUGUGUAUUUGGGACUUGAAGAUACCAUAUUAGUUAACUGUUUUUUUUCUCAUUUUGUGAUAUUGUAACUUCCAGUAUAAAAUGUCCAAUUGAAAACACAAAGUAUAAUGCAAAUUGUAAAGAUGAUGUUCCAUAUCUAGAGCUGGAGAUAACUAAUGUAAAUUGGUUGGCCCAGCACCUGAUGUCAAUAUUAUGUGACAGUUUGUUGAGUGAGCGAGGAUCAGUAAUCUUUAUAGCAAGAGCAAUGUUUCUUUAGUGAGUAUUGAGUGUGUGUGGAAAACCAAGUGUACUUCCUGAGGCCCAGGAUUGAAUUGUACUCUAUGCUAUAUAUUCUUGUACUUUUACAGUUUAGAAUCAGAAAACUAUUUGUCUUCUAGUGUUUUUACGACAUCUAUGCCAACCUGAAACUUCCCAUAAAAAGGCUAAAGGAAUGGUGUAGCUCCUCGAUUAUCUACCGCUCGAUUAACUAGUCCUGAAAGGGUAGCACAGACAUUACUAGUUAAUCCUUUGUCUAGGGAGUUAAUAAAAGCACACUGCAAAUAUAUUAGAAAUAUAUAAUAUUUAUAAGUGUUUCCAUUACCUUUUUCAUAAUUAUAUGAAAAUGACCAUUAACAUUUCUCCUCAGAAUCAGUUUGACUUCCUUAUUUGUGUGUCAUGGCAUACAGUGCCUUUUACAGGGUCUGUAAUAAAGUAGGAUUGAUUGCUGCUUCUGAAAGACCCAUUCAAAGCCCACUUUAUCUUAAGUCACUGUAUUCUCUCUGACUGUGUCAGCACCAAACAUAAUGUGUUUAGAUGCAUUCUACAAGCCUUCUAUAAGAGUUUAUAAAUAAAUGCAGUAGAAUGAUAUAUGAAGGUCCUGCUCCAUAUCAUCUUUUAAAAUGGUUCUAACAGUUUACUUGUACUUAUUAACAUGCAGAAGAGUUAUGUUGUGCCAUAUAGCUUAUUCAAGUUUACUGGGUAACAUACACCAAACAUAUCUGCAUCAAAUUCAAUGUCUGGAUUAGCAUACAGUCUAAAAACGUAUGCAUGUAUAUAAACAGAUAUAUGCAUAUUCACUGUAGACAAAACAUAUUGAAAUUAAAUUUUAUACAGUCUACUACACAAA
Molecule: messenger RNA, 4264 nt
Organism: Bombina bombina (fire-bellied toad)
Lineage: Eukaryota; Metazoa; Chordata; Amphibia; Anura; Bombinatoridae
Gene: EPHA6
Product: EPH receptor A6
Exons: 16
Coding region: 1-2853 (950 amino acids)
Biological process (GO): axon guidance; cell surface receptor protein tyrosine kinase signaling pathway; protein phosphorylation
Cellular component (GO): neuron projection; plasma membrane
Molecular function (GO): ATP binding; protein binding; transmembrane-ephrin receptor activity
Source: RefSeq, a predicted model, not a curated record